This is a messenger RNA of Rotaria sordida, 375 nucleotides long. Lineage: Eukaryota; Metazoa; Rotifera; Eurotatoria; Philodinida; Philodinidae. The record is from the annotation of a GenBank genome assembly.
AUGCAGUCCCAUGUGGAUGAGAUUGAAAUGGACCCUAUAGGUGAUAAUGGUGAAUUGAUCGAUUGCUCGCCUCCUAAGGAUGAUGUUUUCGUCGAUACAAAUGAGGAAGCAAAUCCAAUUUCAAAUGCACAAAAUGUAAGAAACGUUCAGGACAACACCACCGAUCGAAUAAACAAUAACACGAUUCAACAGACUAAAAAAUCUUGUUGCUGGUCAAUACUGAAUUUAAGUACGAAACCUGUCUUUGUAUUGCCUAUGAUUACAAGUAUAGCUAUGACCAUUGGUAUACUGGUAGUUUGUUUUACUGCAUCAAAAUCAUCAGGUAUGUCUUUGUUACUUUGCAUCCUUCGUAUUCAAUACGAUAAAAAUCCAUAG